This is a messenger RNA of Epinephelus moara (kelp grouper), 2022 nucleotides long. RefSeq names its product tetraspanin 9b (gene tspan9b). The record is from RefSeq and is a predicted model, not a curated record. The coding region runs from base 103 to 789 and encodes 228 amino acids. Gene Ontology annotation, cellular component: membrane. Lineage: Eukaryota; Metazoa; Chordata; Actinopteri; Perciformes; Serranidae. The transcript is spliced from 8 exons.
CAAGUAGAGCAGGCUGGUCUGUGGGAGCUCGUGUCAGUUGAAGGCAGUGAGUCGUGAAGUGAGGAGCUGCUGAGGAGGACGGAGUGAAGACGAAUACGAGCCAUGGCUGUGAACAGAUGCAUCAAAUACCUUCUCUUCUUCUUCAACCUUCUGUUCUGGAUCAGUGGGUGCAUCAUCCUGGGCGUCUCCAUCUACCUGAAAGUGCACAAGGAUGGAAACGAGAUCACAAAUGAGUCUCUUCCGGGCGUCGACCUGAUGAUCGCCAUCGGGGUCAUCAUCAUGGUGCUGGGCUUCCUGGGCUGCUGUGGAGCCAUCAAAGAGAACCGCUGCAUGCUGCUGCUGUUCUUCAUCAGCCUCCUCAUCAUCUUCAUUCUCCUGCUGGCGGCGGGCAUUGUGGCAGCCGUGAAUGAAAAAAAGGUGAAGGACUGGAUGAAGGAGCGUCUGGAAAAGUUCCUCCCACUGUCAAGCCAACCGCAGAGCGUGAGGGAAGACCUGGAGGCACUGCAGGCGGAGCUGCAGUGUUGUGGUCUCGUAAAUGGACCGUCGGACUGGGACAAGGUUCCUGACUCCUGCCUCUGCAACACCACCGUAGCAGCCUGCACCCCCGGCACCCACUACAGCACGCCCUGCUCCACCCAAAUCAUCAAGCUGAUGGAGAAACACAUGGAGGUGGUGCUGGGUAUCGCCUUUGCCAUCGCCAUCCUGCUGAUUUUCGGCAUGGUCUUUGCUAUGAUCCUCUACUGUCAGAUCGGCAGGAAGGAGGGUGUCACCCCUGCCACCACCGCCUGAACACGCACUUGUGAUCACACCCCCUCACUGCCUGGCAACGGCCAAUCAGCAGUGCCCACAUGACCCAUGUAACCUCAGUGCUACUGUAACCUAUGCUUUUACUGUGGAGGAACACACUGAUAUUUUGGUUGAAAUUAAAUGUCAUUAAUACAGAUAAUACACGGCCUGAUGUCUGAGUACUGACAAUAAACUAUAUACAUAUUUUAGGUAAACAUGAGAAUUUCUGCAUGUGAAAAAUUAACAAAUUAGUGUAUUUUUAAUUAACUAAAUGAAUAAAAUUGUUUUUCAACAAGUGGAUUUCCCACUUGUGUACAUUGUAUGGACGUGUGUUUAUGCUGUGGACAGUUCACACUGUGGCCUCAAGGAACAAAAUUUAGGAAAAUGACUGUGUUGUCUGGGGCUUAAUAUGUAUGGGCCUCCAUUACUGUAAAAAAAAAAAAAAAAGUUAAGUUAUGUGAAAGGUGCCUAAACGUAUAAUGAAGUACAAAAUCAUAGUUGUCUUGGUAUUUCUGCAUUAUUAGGCAUUAUUUUUUGUUAGAUGCAGAAAUGGGCUUCCACUUUUUUUCUUUGUCCAAACACUGCUGCAGCUGUCUGUCAUGUCUGUCGCCAUUUUUGGAAAAUGUUAUAAGGUAAUCCUCAGGAAGUUAAAGUUAUGGUGUGUGCAUGUUCGUUCUAACAUAACUCCGUAAACCUUUCAGAAAUACAAGAUACAGUAAUAGAAUGACAUAGCCAUGAGAAAGCAUUACACCUUGAAUUUAAUGUUACACCACAUUGUUAUAUUACUUCAAUCAAUCAAUCAAUCAAUUUUAUUUAUAAAGCCCAAUAUCACAAAUCACAAUUUGCCUCACAGGGCUUUACAGCAUACGACAUCCCUCUGUCCUUAUGACCCUCGCAGCGGAUAAGGAAAAACUCCCCAAAAAAAACCCUUUAACGGGGAAAAAAAACGGCAGAAACCUCAGGAAGAGCAACUGAGGAGGGAUCCCUCUUCCAGGACGGACAGACGUGAAAUAGUACUUAUCAACUUUUAAUUGUUUUAUUAAAGUGUAUAGGUGAUCUAAUCUUUUGGAGCAAAAUUUCUUUGUCUUUGCACUCUGAAUGUUGUUUCUGUUGCAUUUUUUACGUACACUGGUUGAAAACUGUAAGGAUCAUUUUUUUGUCACCAAACUAGUUUGGGGACAUCAAGUGUCACAUGAUCGAGGAAGGGAAAUAAAAACUGAGAGAAACAAAAUCAAA